Molecule: messenger RNA, 213 nt
Organism: Penicillium cosmopolitanum
Lineage: Eukaryota; Fungi; Ascomycota; Eurotiomycetes; Eurotiales; Aspergillaceae
Exons: 1
Coding region: 1-213 (70 amino acids)
Source: RefSeq, a predicted model, not a curated record
AUGCCUGCCCAGCAGAUCCAAUCCGCAAUCGCCGCAGUUGAAGUUAUCGAAGAUAUGCAACUUGAGGCAGAUAAAUGCUGGGAUGAUAUGUUACGGCGCUGGGAGAGGGUUUUACGGGUUUUACAGGCGAACACGAUUGAGGAUAAGGACCAACGAUGGAGCCAAUUCAAACAGCGCUACUCGGAGCCCUUAUUCAAAGAUUUUUUGGACUAA